AUGCGUUCGAUUGGUUGUAUUUCCCUCGUAAAAGCAGUAUACCACGAAUCUGACGUGAUGAAGAAAUCUGCGAGGAAAUCUGGUGUUAGGGUUAUAGAUUGCCAAAGUAGCGCACUUGCAACGCACCACCUUCAUGCACGCAUCGGAUCCAAGUGUAAUUCCCCGCAGAUUCUCUCACCUCAUCAGAUCCCUGGUUUCCUUCGACGUUUUUCCGUAUGUGAUAGGGAGGAGCAUGACCCUCCUGAGGAGCCGCAACCUUAUUCUUAUGUCAUUACGGUUUUUGAUGUUGAGCAUGCGAUGAGACGACGAAAAACUUAA
This is a messenger RNA of Necator americanus (New World hookworm), 318 nucleotides long. RefSeq lists its product as uncharacterized. The coding region runs from base 1 to 318 and encodes 105 amino acids. The record is from RefSeq and is a predicted model, not a curated record. The transcript is spliced from 5 exons. NCBI's taxonomy places the organism in Eukaryota, Metazoa, Nematoda, Chromadorea, Rhabditida, Ancylostomatidae.